This is a messenger RNA of Protobothrops mucrosquamatus (brown spotted pit viper), 2815 nucleotides long. It is a transcript of the gene RUBCN, whose product is annotated as rubicon autophagy regulator. Gene Ontology annotation, cellular component: late endosome; early endosome. Gene Ontology annotation, molecular function: phosphatidylinositol phosphate binding. The transcript is spliced from 20 exons. The record is from RefSeq and is a predicted model, not a curated record. The coding region runs from base 16 to 2772 and encodes 918 amino acids. Lineage: Eukaryota; Metazoa; Chordata; Lepidosauria; Squamata; Viperidae. Gene Ontology annotation, biological process: negative regulation of autophagosome maturation; negative regulation of endocytosis.
CGGCUCUGCAGGGACAUGCACAGCAUCCUGUAUCAUGGCCUCAUCCUAGACAAGGUGCAUUGCCAGAAGACGGACUACUGGCAAUUUGUGAAGGAUGUGCAUAGGCUGAGCCCCCACGCGGCCCAUCAUGUGGAGAAGUUCCUCCACCUUCACGAGAACGGGCAGCAGAAUCCCGACAAGGCCAGAGAGCGAACGGUCGCCGAGCUCUGGCUUCAGCACAGCUUGCAAUUCCACUGCCUUUCAGCUCAGCUGAAGCCUCUGCUGGAGAACAAGCAGUAUAUCAGGAAAUUCUACACAGGUAAGAAUUCUGGGCAGAAUUUUCCAUUUGCCAGGAAAGGCGAAGCCUCCGAGUCCCGGACGAAGAGCCUGACAGCCCUGCUGGGGUCCAUCUCUACCCCUCCUGCCGAAAACACAGCCCAUCGGUACCUUGGCUCCUUCUCGGGGCUUCCGUCCACCUACGCCAGCAUCCCAGACAGGAGACUAUCAAGCCCUCCAGCGUUCGGUGGCACCAAUCGGUCUGAAGAAAACGCCGCUUGGACCUCCACUCCCCGGCAUCCGGAAGGCAGGUGCCCCCAACACCUGGCCGGUCCUCCUCUUCCUCCUCUCGGCAUCUCCGGCCCCAAUGACGCCAACAAUGCCCCAGCUGCUGGGACGAGCACCGGCCUUCCGCAGAACCCGAACUCAGACCCCUGGUCCGGAAGCCAAGAGGAGACGGAUGGGCCGGAAUAUCUGGCCAUUGGGAAUCUCGGUCGGCCGAGUCGGGCCUGCGACAGUCCCGAAGAAUCCGGCCCGACCACCUUGAACAGCUCAGGGAGCAGCUCCUCCAAUCUGUUUUCGUCCAGUAGCUCUCAGAAGCCGGAGUCGGUUUCUUCCUGGGGGGAACUAGGAAGCAGCUGGAAGUCCUCGCUUUUACGGCGGUCCAGCUUCUCCGAGGGACAGACUUCGGUUCUCCAAGGGAAACCCAAACGGAGCCAUGUGCGUUCCCAGUCGGACACCAACGUGGCUUCUGCAAAAGCUCAUGGAGGGCGCAGAGACAUCAGCAUUAUAAUAGAAGAUCCUGUAGCAGAGUCCAAUGGAGACAUUUUGCAAUACAAGGGCAAUCUCUCCUGUCCGGUGCAGAAUCAAGAUGGAAGCACCCCCGGAUCAGUGUAUGUUGAAUAUGACACUGGACAGUAUUUGCAUCCGGGCGAAGGGAUGUUCCGGAGGCCCACAGAAGGCCAAUCCCUGAUCAGCUACCUGUCGGAGCAAGAUUUCGGCAGCUGUGCAGACUUGGAAAAGGAAAACGCUCACUUCAGCAUCUCCGAGUCGCUGAUUGCGGCGAUCGAGCUGAUGAAGUGCAACAUGACGAACCGUCAGAUAGAAGAGGAGGAGGAAGAAAGUGACAAGGUGAUACAAGACCUCAAGCAGAAGAUCCGCAUCCGCCGGCAACAGAUUCGGACCCGCUACCUCCACCCGGUGUGCCAGGACGUGGGCUCUGACAGUCUGAAAGCAACCGACAGUGGAUCGUACUUCAGCUCCCAAGACUCAACCUGUCCCUCCGACUCGGGAUCUGCGGAAGAGGUGGAUGAGUAUGAGAUCCGAGAUGGAAACGAAGGAUCCAACCUGAUUCACAUGUCCAACAGUGAACUGUCCGUCUCGAUGGCCUCAUUGUUUUCAGAUGCGGACAUCAAGAGGAACCGGCCUCCGAACAAAAAGUCCUUCCUUUCCUCUAGUUCCACGAGCUACCACACCUUCCUCAAUUCGAACUCGGCAGAAGCCGUAGCUAUGGGCUUGCUGAAGCAGUUUGAAGGAAUGCAACUGCCCGCAGCCUCUGAACUGGAGUGGCUGGUGCCGGAACACGACGCCCCGCAGAAGCUAUUGCCGAUUCCCGAUUCCGUGCCCAUCUCCCCGGACGACGGAGAACACGCUGAUAUUUACAAGCUCCGCAUCCGGGUGCGGGGGAACCUGGAGUGGGCCCCCCCACGCCCGCAGAUCAUCUUCAACAUCCACCCGGCACCGACGAGGAAGGCAGCAGUGGCCAAGCAGAACUACCGCUGUGCCGGCUGCGGGAUCAGGACAGAUUUUGAUUACAUCAAGCGGAUGCGCUACUGCGAGUACCUGGGCAAAUACUUCUGCCAGUGCUGCCACGAGAACGCCCAGAUGGUCAUCCCCAGCCGUAUCCUCCGCAAGUGGGACUUCGGCAAAUACUACGUCAGCAACUUCUCCAAGGACCUGCUGCACAAGAUCUGGAACGAUCCCCUCUUCAACAUGCAGGACGUCAACGCCGCCCUCUACCGUAAGGUCAAGCCGCUCAACCAAGUCAGGCUUCUGAGAAUCCAGCUGUACCACAUGAAGAACAUGUUCAAAACCUGUCGCUUAGCUAAAGGGCUUCUGGAUGCCUUUGAUGCGGUGCCGGGUCACCUGACCGAGGACCUUCACCUUUAUUCCUUAAAUGACCUGAGCGCCAUCAAGAAGGGGGACCUGGUUCCCCGCUUGACCGAGCUCCUCCGGGUGGGAGAACUGCACGUCGAGAAAUGCAUGCUGUGCCAAGCGAAGGGCUUCAUCUGUGAAUUCUGCCAGAAUGAGGACGACAUCCUGUUUCCCUUUGAACUGAGCAAAUGCAAAACGUGUGAAGAGUGCAGAGCUUGCUACCAUAAGGGCUGCUUCCAGUCAGGACCCUGCCCCAGAUGUGCCCGGCUUCAAGUGCGGCGGGAUCUCCUAGCCAAGCAAAGUCUGGAAGCCGAUCUCUCGGAUUACGAGCUGGAGGAGGACACGGUAGGAGCAGCCACGUGACGGCCGAGAAUCCGCAGGUCGCCGUCCGGCCUGUGCCCUCCGA